AUGAGUAACUACGUGAAGAAGACGCCUGACGUCUCUGUUGAGGGUCUGAACGAUGACCACAGACCCUCAGCCACCUCAAAGUCGGAAUCGCUGUCCUCAUCAGCCAUCUCGAAAGAUGAGCUGCCUUGCCCCGAGACUGCACAUCGUCACGGGGUACCCACGUACAACGACGCGAAUCAGAUCGAGAAGGCCGAAGCCACAGCUCCAUGCUCAGAUCCAAGUCCACCGUCCAACGGCAAUGAUAACCCGUCAUCCCGCGAGGAUGCAAAGGACAAGUGCGGCUGGAGGAGGUCCUGCUGCACCAUGAUUGCGGAGACUCUGUCUCUGGGCAUCUUGUCACUCCCAGCUGCCGCUGCCGCGAUGGGCCUCAUUCCCACCAUUGUUCUAUUGAUCUCAUUCGGCUUCAUCACCACGGGGACAGGAUACUGCUAUUACCUUUACAAGGAGAAGUAUCCACACAUUCGCAGCAUCCCACAAGCCCUCGACAACAUCUUCGGAGCACCAGGACGCUGGAUCACAGACAUCAUCAUCACGGUCUAUCUCAUCCUGCUCAUGGCUGGCCAUCUGAUCCUAUUUUCGUCAUUUGUCCAAGCCUUCUCCAAACCAGAAGACGUACCGUGUCGGAUCGCCGUCAUGGGCAUUGCCUACUUCAUCAACUGUCUUUUCACCUUCUAUCGCAAAUUCGCUCGACUUGGCUAUGUCUGCGUAGCUUGCUGCUUUUCCAUAUUGAUCGCCACGUUCGUGUGUCUUGGCUACCUUGCAGCUGACAAGGACAAGAACCUGAGCUUGCCUGGUAACUACUCGGCCUUUGCGGUCACCCCCCUUGGCUUACACUAUGGCGAUGGCAAGGUCACGACCAUCUUCGGUGCCUGCGCAGCAUUCUCCAACAUUCUGCUUUCAUACAGCGGCUCGAUCUGCUACUUCAACAUCAUCGACGAGAUGAAGGAGCCCAGAGAUUUCUGGAAGUGCCUCUUGGUCACUAACGCAGCCACAAUCACCAUGUACACCAUUGCAGGUAUCGGAAUGUACGCCUUAGCAGGACAGCUCGUCGGAUCUCCGGCCCUCGACUCUGCAGGCAGUCAAGGAGCCAAGAUCGCCUAUUGCUUCGGCUUGCCCACGAUUCUCCUCGCCGCGGUCAUCCUCGCUAAUGUCAACUGCAAGCGCACCGAGGACCUCAUCUACGCAUGGCGUGGACUAGACGCGGAGGAAGCGCAUCGCUCACAGAGAAAGGCAUUCAGCGCCGUCAACGUGCUGUGGUAUGCCAUCGUCAUCAGCUGGUGGACCGUCUCCUUCAUUGUCGGCAACUCACUUCCAUUCUUCGGUCCAUUGCUCGCAGUCAUCGGCGCUAUCUCAGGAAACUGGAUCUGUCUCGGCUGGCCUGGCAUGUUCAUGCUCCACCUCUGGCGCCCAGAGGUCAUCCAGGACGAUGGAACGGAGCGCAAAUUUACACGUCAGGAGAUCAAGGAGGCUGGUGGCUGGUGGAAGUGCUAUACCACACCCAACCGGUGGAGGAAGCUCUUGGUGCCGGCUAUGAUCCUUCUGAUCGUGAUCAAUAUCGCUGCGAGCGCUCUAGGGCUGUAUGGUUCUGUCAUGCAGUUUGCCGUACUUGGCAAGGGACGCAAGCCCUUCAGUUGCGAGUAUGACUGGAAGUGA
This is a messenger RNA of Fulvia fulva, 1653 nucleotides long. RefSeq names its product N amino acid transport system protein. Gene Ontology annotation, cellular component: vacuolar membrane. Gene Ontology annotation, biological process: amino acid transmembrane transport. Bases 1 to 1653 code for a protein of 550 amino acids. Gene Ontology annotation, molecular function: amino acid transmembrane transporter activity. NCBI's taxonomy places the organism in Eukaryota, Fungi, Ascomycota, Dothideomycetes, Mycosphaerellales, Mycosphaerellaceae. The record is from RefSeq and is a predicted model, not a curated record. The transcript is spliced from 5 exons.